Cladocopium goreaui is the source of this 2310-nucleotide messenger RNA. Lineage: Eukaryota; Dinophyceae; Suessiales; Symbiodiniaceae. The record is from the annotation of a GenBank genome assembly.
AUGCUUCGACGCGCCCUUCCCUCCACCAAACGUCUUGUAGGGCGAACCUUUUCUACUGUAGAACAGGUUGCACGGCCGUCGAAAUGGAAGAGACGACUGUUGAUAGCAACCGGCGUUGCUGGUGCCGGUGGUGCCACAGUUUUCGGAUUUUCAUACAGCAGCGAAAAGAAAAGACAGGAGGUUGAAAAGAAGAUCAGGAGCGUGGAAGAGAAGGCCGUUCCCACCAGAGCACAACAGCUGAAGCGCCUGGCGUCGGGUGAAGAGUUCGAUGUGUUGGUGGUUGGAGGUGGUGCCACAGGUGCUGGCGUAGCAUUAGAAGCCCAACUUCGCGGCUUGAACGUCGCCUGUGUGGAGCAGGAAGAUUUCGCUUCAGGCACAUCCUCGAAGUCGACCAAGUUGCUGUGGGCUGGCUCGCGCUAUUUGGUGAAGGGCUUGGUAAAGCUUUUCUCACCUUCCUCCAUCACGAGUCCAGCCACGGCUUGGAAUGACUUCAUGGGCACGUGGCACAUGGUGCUGGGCUGCUUCCGUGAGCGAACCUACAUGUUGACCAUGAAUCCCCACAUUACCAACUGGGUACCCAUCGCUGUUCCGCUGGACAAGUGGAUCAUUUGGCCUCCACCGUUCGACUAUCCGCCCGCUGCGUUGGGCCCUUGCACAGGGCUGUUUGUUAUUUUCUUCAAAUUCUACGAUCUUCUGGGAAAGUACGUGGCUCCGAGCUCCUUUGUGAUGUCCUCCGAGCGCGCUCGAGCAGAUUUUCCACAGAUGGAUGGCAAGAGGAUGAAGUAUGUCUCUGUCUUCUACGAGGGUGAGCACAAUGAUGCGCGCACCAACCUCUGCAUUGCAUUCACUGCUGCCAUGUAUGGCGCAGCAAUCUCCAACUAUGCCAAGGUGGAGCGAAUUCUCUUCGAUGAGAAAGGUGUCGCCCAGGGUGCUGAGGUCCUAGACAAAGCCGAUCCAAAUGCCAAGCCUUUUCAAAUCAAAGCCAAAAAGAUUAUUUACUGCGGAGGCCCUUUCACAGAUGGCCUGCGACAGCUUAGUGAAGGACAGGAUGUGAAACCAAUGGUCAAUGCAUCUGGUGGCACGCACAUUGUGCUUCCGCCCUACUACUGCCCUCGACACAUCGGCAUGGUUGACAUGAUGACAUCCCGAGGCUCGUUCCUCUUCUUUCUGCCAUGGGAGGGCUACACCUUGGUUGGAACCACCGAUGUGAAAACAAAGCCAGAUCUGCAUCACCAAGUGCCGGAGGAUGAGAUCCAGUACUUGAUCAACGAAUGCGAGAAGUACUUGUCGCCCAGUCUCCGCGUGAGACGCCGCGAUGUGAUGUCUGCAUGGUACGGCAUUCGUCCAUUGUGUGGCGACCCCAAUGCCAAAGACCAGAGUUCCGCCUCCCGGGACCAUGUCGUCUCCCAUCAUCCCAGCAACGGCAUCACCUUCGUUUCGGGUGGGAAGUGGACCACCUGGCGAGAGAUGGCGGAAGAUGGUGUGGAGCAGGUGAUCCAACGCCAUCCCGAGCUGAAAAAGAAGGCCGGUCCCUCCAUUUCGCUGGAAACUCCAUUGCUGGGCACUGGCAAGACGGACCUCUUCCCUGAAGGAUACCACGAGAAUUUAGCUGUGAACUUGUCACAGAAAUAUGACUUGGCCUUCGAUGUUGCUCAGCAUUUGGUGCGAAAUUAUGGCACCAGGGCUGGACAGGUGCUAGACAUGGUGGACCAGGACACGGUGAAGGGUUCUCGCUCUGGACUGUACAAGCACUACCGCAGAUUGUACGAGGGUGCGGCUGCCACCACUGGCUAUCCUUACUUGGAAGCGGAAGUGCGCUACGCUGUGAAUCACGAAUAUGCCGUGUCUCCAGCAGAUGUCCUGGCGCGAAGAACACGCCUGGCCUUUCUGAACUCCACUGCAGCGAGAUUGUGCUUGCCAAGGGUGGUGGAGAUUAUGGCCGAGUGCCUGGGUUGGUCUCCGGAACGUGCCUUGCUAGAACACGAGCAGGCUGAACAGCUGCUGGCGCGUGACUUUGCCGGACCUGUACCAAACAAGGAAGGCGCAUUGCUUCGCUCUGCGUGCACUGCAGACGUGAAGGAUGUGUUCGACCACAUCGAUGUCGAGCAGAAGGGCACCCUGACCAAGAGCGGCAUCGCCAAGGCUGCAGCCGAGCUAGGCUUCCCCUUGUCCCAAGCGGAGUUGCAAAAGGCGGUAAGCGAGAUGGACACUGACAAGAAUGGAGAAGUCCACUUUCCGGAAUUCUUGGCCAUUUGGCUGCAGUUGCAUUCUUUCCGAAUUGAUUUGGUUCUGUUACUUGGAAUUAUGUAA